AUGAUCAAAGCUGAGUCUAUUGAUUUUCACCAUCAUUUACCACCUUAUCGAUCUUUAUUAAAUCCAAAUGCUAGAUAUGAUUAUAGAACUCAUCAAUUAAUACCUUUGAGUCAAAAUGAUUUAAAUUUUUUACAUUCAAUUUUUAGAAAUGGAGGAAGAUCUACUCCUUUAUUAUUAAAUGGUGAUAAUCAAUCAAAUAAGAAUAAUAGUAAGAAUAAUUACAACAACAACAAUAAAUAUAAGAACAACAGUUUUACAAAUGACAAUAUAAAUCGUAAUAAUUCACAAUAUAAUAGACAAAAUCAUCAACAAAGUCAACGACCCUUAUCAAGAUCAAGAUUCAAUAAUGCAAAUUCCAACUAUUGUUAUCAAUCAAGCCAAAGAGACAAUGAGGAUGAUAUAAAUGGUCAUAUGCUUCAUGACUGUGGCUCCAAUGUUAACACGACUGACUUACCACCUUCCACAGCAUCUUCAUCUUCUUCAAUUAAAUCCGGUUCAACUUCAAAUUUUUUAUUUGCAAAUAAUAAUAGAAAUAAUCAAUCAACUCCUUUUAAAAUGAAAUAUCGAAGUUUAUUGAAUGAUGUUGGAAGAACAAUUUCUUUAAGAUUAAGUAAUAGUAAUUUGAUUGCCAAUACAAUUCAACAUUCAUCAACUAUUGGUUCAAUUUCAAGAUCAAGUACUAUAUUGGGAACCGCAAAACAACCUACAGUUGAUAAUAUUAUCAAUUUACCAAUUGAAGUAUUGGAUUACAUUUUCUAUUUUGUUGAUGAUAAGAGUGAUUAUAAAAGUUGUCUUUUUACAUGUAAAUUGUUUUAUCAUAUGGCAAAACCUUAUUGUUAUGAAAAUUUGGAAUUUACUUCAACUUAUAGAUUUGCUCAAUUUAUUUCCUAUUUAAGAUUAAAUUCUGAAAUUGGUCAAUUUGUGAAAAAGAUUGAUUUAUCUGGUAUUAAACCGGGAUAUGAUGGAGAUGCUGAAAUUGAAGAAAGUCAAAUUAAUGAAACAAAUGGAGAAACUGAUACAAUUGAAACUGAAAUUUCACCAUCAAAUAAGGUUUAUGCAGGUUGGAGAGAUUGGAAAUUUAAAAACAACCCACUUUAUACAAAUCAUCCAUCUCCAAAUGCGUUAUCAAAAAUUAGAUCAAAUGCUUCAAAUUCUCAAGUUCUGAUUGUUUCUUCUAAAUCAAAUUCAUCUCAAAAAUCUUCUUCAUCAAAAAAAUUUGCAAAACCUUUCAAAUAUUUUAAAUCAAGAAAAAGAAGUAGACCUUUCAAUAGUGGUCGACCUAAAACAAGAAAAACUCCAAGAUUGGAAUAUUUAAAACUUCCUCCAAAUGCUGCUGUAUCCGGUUCAGAUAAGUAUUCAACCCCUCAUCCAUAUAUCAAUAAAUUCUUACUCAAUUACUCAACUUCAAAAGAUGUUCCAAUUGGGUAUAUUUUACAUAUGAUUAAUCUAUGUCCAAAUGUAACUAGUUUAAACUUAGGUAAUUUAUCAUUAUCCACAGAUUAUGAAAUCACAAGGUCAACAAUACAUAAAUAUCAAAAUUUUGAUCUAAUGAAUAACUAUCCAAAAGAUCUUUUAUCUAAAAUUGAAAAUUGUCUGAAAUUUGAUGGAAUUAAUAAUUUGGUCAAUUCAGAAGUUAAUAAUAUUUUCAAUAGUCAUCAUCUUUUCACCUUUAAACCUCAUGCAUCAAAUGUUUCAACUUCUUCAUCCAUUUAUUCAGUAACUACAUUUUCAAAACCAAUAAGAAAAUAUAAUAGUUUAUUACCUCCAUUACCACAAACUUUAUCUGAUAUUUCAUAUUUAAACAAAGGAGAUAAAAAAGUUUAUCUUUCAGAUUUAAAUUUAAAAUCAAUUAAUAAUACAUAUUUAAAAAAAUUAGAUGAAGUUGAAGUUUUAAGAGCAAUUACAAGAAAUCAUGGGAAAAGAGUUUUAUCUUAUAAUUAUGAUAUGAAUCAACAACAACAACCUAUAGAUGCUGAUGUAUCUGGUAGUUUAAAAUAUUUAAAUUUAUCUUCAAUGAUUUGGUUAAAUCGUACAUUAAUUGAAAAAUUUCUUAAAAAAUUAUUAACUAAAAGAUCAAAUAAUUUAACAGCAUAUGGAUUUUAUGAUAAUGAUGAAUUUUCUAAAUUUGGAAAACAUGAUUAUGAUGGAGAAGAAGAUAAAGAUCAUGAAUUUCAAUCGGAUAAUGAGUCGGAAUCAGAUUCAGAUUCAGAUGAAGAUGAAGAAAAUAAAAUUGAACCAAUAGUCUAUAAACAAGAUUUAAUAAUUGAUUUAACUGAUUCAGGAAUGUAUAAAAAUUUAUUAUGGGCAAAAAUUUUAAAUUUUAAUACUUUAGAAGGUUGUAAAUUAGCUAAAAAAAUUAUUUGUAAUGAAUUAAAAACACCAUUUGAAGAAUUUAUGAUAAGAGAAAGAAAUAGAAGAGGAAGACUUGGUGAAAAUUAUUUAGCUUAA
This is a messenger RNA of Lodderomyces pseudojiufengensis, 2448 nucleotides long. RefSeq lists its product as uncharacterized. The record is from RefSeq and is a predicted model, not a curated record. Lineage: Eukaryota; Fungi; Ascomycota; Pichiomycetes; Serinales; Debaryomycetaceae. The transcript has a single exon. Gene Ontology annotation, molecular function: protein binding. Bases 1 to 2448 code for a protein of 815 amino acids.